Messenger RNA from Hordeum vulgare subsp. vulgare (domesticated barley), 1914 nucleotides. RefSeq names its product F-box/LRR-repeat protein At3g59190-like. Bases 831 to 1820 code for a protein of 329 amino acids. The record is from RefSeq and is a predicted model, not a curated record. The transcript is spliced from 4 exons. Gene Ontology annotation, molecular function: protein binding. Lineage: Eukaryota; Viridiplantae; Streptophyta; Magnoliopsida; Poales; Poaceae.
CCCCGCCACCUCCCCCUUGGCCUCCGCUCCUCGCCGCUCGCCUCCCUGCAUCCCCCAGGGCCUCCUCGGUCCACGCCGCCGGCGGCCCCCCGGGAUCAUGUCUCACCGGGAGAAGCCAUCACCGGCAGCGGAAAGGGCGGAUCAUCAAGCCCUAGCACCGCCGCCUCCUCCGCGUCGCGUGCCGAUGCUACCGAGCUACUGGGUUAACCUUACCUCCGGCGGCAGCUCUGCGCAGAAUCCGCGGUGAGGAUUCGAGCAAAUCCUCCAUGGCUGUUUAUGGAUCAUGCGACACUGCCGAUCAUGUCUAGUGUGACCGUAGAUGUAGUUACUGAUCCACUGUAUAUAGAUUUGAUGCCACUGAUCACAUUCUGCUAGUGAGAAGAGAAAUUAGGAGUACAUCAGAACGUAACCGCUGGUUGUGUUGCAUUCAUUUGGCUUGUGCCUGCCUAACCAAUAUCAUCUCAUCUGUAUUCUGUACAUCUAGAUGCCACUAUCGAUCCGUGCUGACUGAAUAUGUUCUUCCCAUCCACCAUCAGUUGACUUUCAUCGUGUUGUGCUUGCAACACCAAGUAGUAGUGGCUAAAUUACCAGAUGAUACACUACACUAGGCCGAUCUGUGUCAGUUUAUUACUCGUACCAAAUGAUACACCAUGCAGAUGCAUCUGGUUUUGAUCUAGGAAACUGCCCGUACCAUGUUUUCCUGCCAUCUUGCUCACAAAAAUCUUUACAUAUGAGCAUAUGUAUCCAAUGAAGCUGACCACCUGUACGGCUGUACCUAUCUUCUUGCCAAGCCCUGGAGUGCACCAUGUUGGUAACUCCACGUCAGGCAAAUGGAGUCAACCAAUGAGUCGUCUUGCUCUCUCACUGCUGUUGGUGGCCGGAGCAAAGCAGCAACCGAAUAUCGGGUUGAGAACCGCCGUGGUGCCCGCAACCAGUUUGAUGGAAUGCGGAAGAAGGCUGCGGUGACCCGUGAGGACCACAUCAGUGAACUCCCAGACGUGCUCCUCCACCAUGUGCUCUCCUUUUUGCCGGUGGAUGAGGCCGUGAAGACAUCUGUGCUGGCCCGCCGGUGGCGAUACCUCUGGAAGCACGUGCCCGUCCUGCGCCUCCUAGGUCCCAACAAGAAGAGAUUCACCAGCGCUGAGGAUUUCGAUAAAUUCGUGAAUCAUCUCAUCUCCCUCCGUGGCCAUUUGCCUCUUGUCAGCUGUGAGAUCCAAGCCUAUCCAACCAGUGAUGAUUAUGCUGGUGAACCUGAUGAACCUUUGCCAAACAUAUACUUUGAUUCGUGGAUCCAGUAUGCUCUAUUGUGCAAGGUUCAGGUGCUCAAAAUCGUCGGUGAUGAUGUGGGAGCGGAAACAGAGCUCAUCGUGCCUCUCAUCUCCCAGCACCUGAUGAGCCUGGAAGUUCACCAUGUUCUGGUGGAAAAGGAUUUUGUGGAUUUCUCAAGCUGUCCGAUGUUAGAAGAACUGAAGAUGCAGGAAUGUGGCCUUUGGGUGCGCAAGAUGUCAUUUCCAUCGCUAAAGCGUUUGUGGCUUACCGAAUGCAACUUCCCUGAGGCGUAUCGUGUUUCUAUUUCUGCACCCAGUCUUGUUUCACUGCGUCUGCAUGACAGUGGAGGCAAGACUCCUUUGCUUGAAAGCAUGCCAUUUCUUGAUACAGCAUCCCUUGACCUUACUGGUCGAUGCAAGGAUAAGUGUCGGGGUUGUGGUGGUGAUCAAAGCUGUGAAGGUUGUCAUGGUUAUCCUGCUGGGAGUUAUCAUAGUGUACUUUUGAAUACUUUGUCCAAUGUUGUCAAUUUGGAGUUGAAAGAUCAAACCUGAAGUGUUUAUCUACAAAAGGGAUUUGGAAUGUUGCCCCAUAUUUGGCAGAUUGAAGACUCUUUUACUCGACAUGUGGUGCAGGGCUACUGACCUG